This is a messenger RNA of Pristis pectinata (smalltooth sawfish), 666 nucleotides long. RefSeq names its product protein shisa-like-1. The record is from RefSeq and is a predicted model, not a curated record. The coding region runs from base 1 to 666 and encodes 221 amino acids. The transcript is spliced from 4 exons. NCBI's taxonomy places the organism in Eukaryota, Metazoa, Chordata, Chondrichthyes, Rhinopristiformes, Pristidae.
AUGAGCCCCGGAUUCGUGCAGGACGCUCUUCCAGCCGCAUCUUUGCCAGUCAGAGGAUCCUCACCCCAAAAAAUGACUCCAACUUCACGGAGACGCGCCCGCUGCUGCUGCACGGGUGGCGGCUGCAAACGGGUCCUGGUAUCGUCCUUUGGGAUGAGAGUUAGGGGCGCUGGGAACAGCUGCUACGCUUGGCCGCUCUCCCAACAGCUGAAGGUUUUGCUGCUGCUCUGUGAGUUAUUGGCAACAGUUUCUGCUUCCAAGUUCAGGACCUGUGAGCCGUACUUGGAUGCUGCGGGAAUAUAUCACUCUGGAUUCCACUGUCCCCGCCUCAAUGAUGAGCGGAAGCAGACGUAUUGCUGCCGGCAGAGUAAUCAGACCCUGAAGUACUGCUGCAACAGGUUGGAGUUUCAGAACAUGACGAGAAUCAACCAGACGGUGGCCACCAGGAGCUCUGUUAACUAUGGGCUGAUGGCUGCUGUUCUGGUCUACGGUCUCGGUGUUGCUGCCCUCCUCCUGAUGGACCUGCUCUAUUACUGCUCGGUGAACAGAGACAAGCUCCGGCCGUGCCGAGCUCCUGCUUCCCUCUGUGGUGGCUAUGGAGACAGCCCUGAGGGAAGUUUCUCCACACCGGGUCAAAGGUCGUCGUUGGGACAACGGGCAUCUUGA